Messenger RNA from Phlebotomus papatasi, 6628 nucleotides. It is a transcript of the gene tim, whose product is annotated as protein timeless. The coding region runs from base 787 to 4413 and encodes 1208 amino acids. The transcript is spliced from 15 exons. Gene Ontology annotation, molecular function: DNA binding. Gene Ontology annotation, biological process: DNA repair; DNA replication checkpoint signaling; replication fork arrest. Gene Ontology annotation, cellular component: replication fork protection complex. Lineage: Eukaryota; Metazoa; Arthropoda; Insecta; Diptera; Psychodidae. The record is from RefSeq and is a predicted model, not a curated record.
CUCACCUUCGAGACUAUUCUCUAUGUACUCAAUUUUCCCUUAGUCUCCAGAACAUUUUCACCUCUACAAUCAUUCUUGCGGCAUUUCUCGAACACAACAGUCUUGUGAAAAUUCCCGGAAAAUUUUCUAUAGCUUUUUGGGAAAUUAAUUGCUCAAAUUCAUCCUUUGACAAGAAGAAGUCUUUUCAAGGAAAUAAAUAUUUAUAUUUAAAUUGUGAAUAAGAUUAUGUGAUUAAUUGAGAUUACUCGAGGGAAUUGCCAAACAGUGAGUUUAAUAAUUACGCAUUAUGAUUGAGAAGAAUAAUUCCAGGAUUUUAAUAAAGUGAUAAAAUUAGUAAAAAGUGACAAAAUAGUGUUCACAAAUUUUGAAAAAUUAAAUCAUCUUACGUAGAUCAUGCAUCAUAAUCUUGUGAUCGUGUGAUUGAAACAUUUCGUUGAACGUGAUAUCAAAGUGCAAUUUUCCCAUCUUCGUCACUAGUGGUAAUUGAUUGAUAAUAUCAAUUACCAUUUUAGCACGUGCAGCAGCCAGAUAAUAAUAUUUGUGAAGAGUGGAAGGAAAAAAAAAGUUCCCAGCCACGUUUGGUGAGGAAACUCAUGCGAAGGGAGACUGUCCUCUGGAUCUGAAGGCGCAUCCGAAAAGCACGAGGAAGGGAGACUAUUAGCAUUUUGUCGAUGAUUCCCAUGGAAAUUGAUCCAUUGAGGAAAUGCCACUUGCAGACACCAGCAAUUACGAGCUUUGCACCAAGUACCACGGGAAGAGAUUAUCAAAGUGAAAACAAGUGUCACCAUGGAGUGGCUGCUGGCAAAUCCCCAAAUCCACAGCAUCUUUGCCUCUCUUGGCACUAUGCACGACAACAGUUACGUGGCCAGUGAAAAUUGCCUGGCACUCCUUGAGGAAAUCAAUUAUAAGCUCUCCAUCGAGGAUCACACCCUAAGAACUUUUAGGCGAGCCAUUGGCUUUAGUCAGUGCAUAAAAAAGGAUAUCAUCCCUCUUUUGCUCAAUGUGAAAGAUGAGAAACUCAUCGAGGCUACCAUUCGUAUCCUCGUGAAUCUGACGGUGCCGGUGGAAUGCUUGCUCCCCAUGGAGAUGAUGUCCCGCACUGAUGUUGGUCGCCAUACAAUUUUUGAACUCAAUAAAUUGCUGGUGCAGAGCAAAGAAGCCUUCACGGACAGCAAGGCGACCAAAGCGGUGCUGGACUACAUGAGAAGCAUCCUAGAGAAAGAAGGCAAGUUGGGUGUGGAGCAGUGCGAUGGCAUUAACAACUGCCUUCUGCUACUGCGGAACAUCUUGCAUAUCCCAGAGCCAGCGCAGGCACAUCAUGGAGGACAUCAUGGUGGAACAUCCAUGCAGAAUCAGAUCGUGUGGAAUUUGUUCACGCAGAGCGUCGACAAGCUCCUCAUCCACCUGAUGUCGUGUCCUCAGCGAGCGUAUUGGGGCGUGACGAUGGUGCAGGUGAUUGCCCUGAUGUACAAGGACCAGCACGUGGGGACACUCCAGAAGCUACUCAACAUAUGGUUUGAGUCAUCCAUUUCAGAGAGUUCCGACGACAAUGAAUCCAAUACGUCGCCUCCGAAACAGUGUUCUGGAGAUUCAAGUCCCAUGCUAACGUCAGAUCCAACGUCAGAUUCAUCGGACAAUGGAGACUUUGCAUUUGCAGGCAGCAGCAAAAUGAAUGUACACGAUGAAAGGCGCAAUUCGGGAACAACACAGGAAACAUCUGAGUCAUCUAUGCAGGAAUCCCUUCAAUUUUGUCGCAUGGAAACAAUGCGGAGCAAGACAAAGCCCCAGAACCAAUCCAACACCAAACAAUCGCAUCCAAAGACCACCCACACCUCCACCUUCAACUUUAGCGGUACCGGCGAAAAGCAACAGGCUUUUGGUCCGCAACAAGGACCAUCCCAGAAGGUAGGUACAAGUGCUACAUCUGGCACUGCUCAAAACACCGGUGGACCAUCAUCGCAGUCAGAAUCUGACUGUGGAUAUGGUACUCAAGAUCAGCAUGAGUCCAUUUCCACAUCAAGCAACGAAGAUGAGACUCCACAGCAGAAACCGGUGCAUCAGAAGCCACCGUGUAACCAAAAGCAGCGGUACAAUGCUGCAAAUAAGCAGAGAAAUGCCACAACCGUUCAAGACAAAAAGGAAUUGCGAAGGAAGAAACUGGUUAAGCGUAGUAGGAGCAACAUAAUUAACAUGAAGGGCUUGCUCUAUCAUACUCCAACCGAUGAAGAUAUCUCUAACAUCCUUAAGGAGUUUACAGUAGACUUCCUCCUUAAGGGAUAUGGUUGCCUGGUGCAAGAACUCCACGCACAACUCUUGACUGAUUUGCAAGUUCAGAUUGAUACAUCGCAUUUCUUCUGGCUAGUCACCUACUUUUUGCGUUUUGCUGCUCAACUUGAGCUCGAUCUUGAGCACAUAAAUUCCGUGCUGUCUUUUGAGAUUGUUAGUUACUUGACAUACGAGGGUGUGAGCUUGUGUGAGCAGCUAGAACUGGCCACAAAGCAGCAGAGUCCAGAUCUCAAACCAUGCCUCAGACGGAUGCAUCUCGUGGUCACGGCAAUUCGGGAGUUUCUCCAGGCUUUGGACACAUACAAGAAAAUCAGUCAUUUGAAUGACGAGGACAAGGAACACCUGAGAUUUCUUCAGCUGCAAAUUGGCGCCACUGAAGAUCUUAAGUGUCUAUUUAUGUUGCUCCUGGGACGUUUCAAUCCUGAACUGCAGAGCAAGCAGUAUCUCACGGAUUUAAUUGUCACCAAUCACAUUCUUUUGUUGCUGCUGGAGGGUGUCGCUAAAUUCCCGGAACAUAAAGGUAGCACCAAAAUGCUGGAGCACAUUAAACAGUUUGCCACUGUUGAGAUCAUGCAUCACUACGGAUUGCUACUGGAGGACUUUCGUGACAAUGGAGAAUGUGUCAAUGACUGCAUUUUUACCAUGAUGCACCACAUAGGAGGGGAUCUUGGACAAGUGGCCACUCUGUUUCAACCCAUCAUCCUCAAGACUUACACUCAAAUCUGGGAGACAGAUUACGAAUUAUGCGAUGACUGGUCCGAUCUGAUUGAAUACGUUAUCCAUAAAUUUGUCAACACUCCUCAACAGCCACCCCUUGAGCUACCAAAUCCAGCUUUUAGUCUAGAACCUGGCCAGAAUGGCGAAACAGUUGCCCCAUCAGUUUGGACCAAAGAGGAAAUUGAUACACUCUACUGGUACUAUGUCCAGAAUAAAAAAUCCGGGGAUGUUAUAGGGAAUAUUCUUAAGCAGUUCCAAGACAAUGGAACUCGCCAUAAGACUCGCAUUGACAUUAUUCAGCAACUCCUUCAGCAGGACAUUAUUACUCUUUUGGAAUUUGAUGACUUCAUGAAACUGGAAGAUGCUCACUACGAGAGAGAUAUCAAAACUCCUGGAGCUUCCACAAGCACAGCAGAAAGUGGGAUUGAAUUGAAAGACAACCUUACUCCCACAAAUAAACCAACUGAUGAUAUUCAGGUUCUUCGCGAUCGUCUCUACAAGGAGAACAAAGGGAAGUUCGUUCUGUGGCUCCAGAAGGUUCUUGUUGAAUGUUGCUUCAUAAAAUUGUGCAUAAGUCAGGGCAAAUUAACAUCCAAAGACAUUGCUGUGGAGUCCGAUGUGAAGACGAUGGAACCCGUUCCUCAUCAUUGCAUUUUGAAGAAGCAGUCCAUUCCUGUUGUUCCCUGGACAGGAGAACAAUGUGCUGUGCUGCUAUAUCAGCCUUUUAUGCUUCUCCUGCAUAAAUUGGGCUUCCAUUUGCCCGUUGAUGCGGGAAAAUUAUUUAUACGCAUCCCUGAGUUCUGGACAGCUGAUAUUCUAUACAGCAUUGCUGAGAAAUUGGGACCGAUUGAUAAAUGUCUCUUGAAGUUCGACGUGAAUCAGCUAAAGGGAUCACAAUGUGGCAAUCACUUCAAUGCCAAACAGGAUGGCUUGCAGGGUUCCAGUGAGCACUUUGCCAUUCCUGGAUUGAAGCAAACCAGUUCGAUCAUUAGAUUCACACCUGAACCCACAUCGACACCUUCCCUACCCAAUUGGCUGCAGAUCGUCAUGCAGAGUAAGACAACGCUCGAUCAUAGUUCAGAGCAUGAUACUCCAGACCAUGCUGGUGCUCCAAGUCCCAAGACCAACGGUGUCUCGGACAACAGUGAAGGUGGUGGUAUAUUUGAGGGCUCUCCGGAGGCCCCAUUUGAUCCACCGCUCCUUGUUAAUGUGGUACAUCUGACCAACAAGGAGGAUUGUGACAGCGAAAGGCCAAAUGAUGACUUCCAGUCUACCGUUUGGAACGCAUCUGUGCAGGCUGUCGAAGAUGUUGUCAGCAAUUGCGAUACAGCAUCCGUGGCAUCUGAUCUAACACGAAUGUAUGUGAGUGAUGAAGAUGAAAAGCCAGACAUCAGGCGAUCGGUACUCUAGCUCUUGGCCAGCAACAAUCUCCCUCCUCAGCCAUUUGGGGCCUCUCUGUCUUGGCAGAUUUUCUAUAUAUCCUAACUCUUAGUCAAUAAUUUAGCUCUAACUAUGUUGAUGUUUAACACCCUCAGUGUCUUGCAAUUGUGCAAAGACAGAUUGCAAAGAAAAAUUAUUUUAUAAUAUAAUUAUAUUAUAUAAUAUUUAUAUCUAUUUAGGAUCAUUCUGUAUUUGGUCGCUUGAAUCAGCAAGUGCUCGAUUUAAUUUUUUUUACGUGUUUUGUGUUUUCGUUAAAUUACAAGUAUUUUUCGUGCAAUUUUAAUAUGCAAUUACGAAAUUCUAAUACAAAGUGACAUUAAAAAAAAAAAUUAAAACAAAACUUUUAAAAUUUUGUUUUUCUGGAAUGAUUUCCCGUAAUGGAUUUUUUAUGAACUAACCUCAAAAUUAAACAGAUUUGUGAUUUUCGGGAGAGAAAUCCGCCGAUCAUGUUGAUCUACUGGAGUGUAGUUUUAUUUUCGAAAGAGCUAGGUAGUGUUUUUAUCAGGGGGUGACAUUAGGUCUGAAAAAUGCGACCGGUUAUAGUGUAAAGUUUUUCCUGUUUUUGUACACAUUUCACAAGAUAUCUCUAAAACUACAUAGGUUGCCAAUUUGGGGUUUUCGGUUGCCUCUUCGUUAUUAAAUUGGCUUUUAUUUUGUAUUAGUAUUUUUUGGUAAUUCAUUCUACAAUGACAUAAAACACCUAAUAAACUCCAAAGUUUUUUCGGCACGCUAAAAAUAUAUAGGAAACAUAGGAAAUGUCAUGCCCCUGGUUUUUAUGAAUCUUAUGAAUAGCCAAAUUAGUACUGUGCGGAAAUGGACUCUUGUCAAAGAGGAAUCAAAUAUAAUAGAAGACAAAUAGGAAUAAAAACAAUUUACAAAAACUAAAACCCCUAAAAUCGGUUUGGCUCUCAGAAAUUUGUUUUUUGCUCCCAUAAAUUUCUUGGGAAUUUUGACUUAUAUGAACUGUUAUAUUUUUGUAUUUAUUCCAUAAAUUUCAGAUAGACUGUCAAUCACGUUCCAAACAAAGUUACGACAAUUGCUGAUACAAGCGACAUUUUGCCAAUUAUGUCUCAAUUAUUGCUAAUAGAAAUGCACUUGAUUAAGCUCUUGCCAGAGUGAAAUUUUGAUAAUUUCAUCUCAAUAGUUUUAGUUUACAGAACAGAUUUAUAUAACUUAUAUAAUUGUCGUCAUGCUGGACAUUGUCAACAGUUUAUAAUUUUAUUUUGCUUUAUUUAGUUAGUUUUGCUAUGAUGUAUGGGUUUACUAAAGUAAGGACGGAAGAACAGGCUGAGAAAAGUACAAUAGUUUGAAAUCUUAUGAUUUUUAACACACUCUUUAUGGUGAUAUACACAUAAACAUGUUGAUUUCAGGCACUAUUCAAGACUUAUAUAUUUUUCUACGUAAAAUAUUACUAACCCUAAUAUUGAUAUCUUUCUCUUAUAGCAUCCUCAAACUGGUUUAUUAAAUAAGCUAUACUAGGAUCUAAUUUCUCGCACGUACUGAUACGUGUGUGCGAUAAUGCUGAUUAAUAUCAUUUCGGUGACUUCAUAAAUCAACAUAAUCGGUAUAAUAGUGUAACUUGAAUAGUGCCAUAAAUACAUACAGGUUCAUAACACAAUGUCCAAUAAUUCUUUGCCUCUCAAUCUCUACAGCAUUUUGUUUUGUUGGACUAUUUUUUUUUAUUUCAGUUGAAACAAGAUGGAAAGAGAAAAAUAUUAACUCUUUAAGGUCAUAUUGUAUUUUAAAGUUUGGUAACAAAACAACUUAUUCUCUCAACAAGAAGCUUUUGCUUUUAUUUCUUUCUUUUUUUCCAUAGUUGAGCAUUGUAUUUCUUUUAUAAUAAAAUUGCAAAUUUAUGGAUUUGUGGAAGGAGUUUGCUGGAACAAAGUAUUUAAAAUAUUCCAUCCUGACUUUACUGAAUGAUUUCACACAAUUGUUGAAAACAAAAAUUUAUCAAAUUAUACUAAAGAAAAAAAAAUCUGAUGGAUUGUACGAAAUUUUUUAAGAAUAUAUUAAUCUACGAAGAAAAAUAAUUGUUUGUUUGAAGUCUCUUCAAUGUAUUUUAGGAGGUGUUUUCUUUUGGUAAAGAAAACACAGAAGAAACCAGAAAGUGGUGAAAUUCAUGUUAGACAUAUUAAAAAAAUAUAUCUGUAUAUUUUGAAAAUAAAACAAAUUUGCAAUAUAA